This is a messenger RNA of Octopus bimaculoides (California two-spot octopus), 1395 nucleotides long. Its product is annotated as small ribosomal subunit protein uS9m. Gene Ontology annotation, cellular component: ribosome; mitochondrial small ribosomal subunit. Gene Ontology annotation, biological process: translation. The record is from RefSeq and is a predicted model, not a curated record. NCBI's taxonomy places the organism in Eukaryota, Metazoa, Mollusca, Cephalopoda, Octopoda, Octopodidae. Gene Ontology annotation, molecular function: RNA binding; structural constituent of ribosome.
GAAGUUUUAUUACAAGGGACUGUUCUUUAGCAAACACCGUUUGUUAAAUGCUUGCUAACAACCAUGAGGUUGAUUUGUGGUGUAAAUAUUUUAUGUGGCCGUGUCUUCACACCCAGCAAUCAACGAUGGACCCUACAUUCUGUAAAGUUGCGGUUUAUAUCUCCUGAAACGACCUCAUCUUUGGUAAAGCUUUCAGAGCAUAGACAGAGGAGACCCAUAAAAAAAGCAGAGAAAAUUAGUCGAGCCAUGCUUGCCUAUAUCGAACGAGCAAAAGCACAUGAUGCACAAAUGAAAGAAGAAAUUGCACAGUAUGAAAUUGGUAAAAGACAUUUGGCCAAUAUAAUGGGAAAAGAUGCCGAGACUUUCACGCAAGAAGACAUAGAUAAAGCUAUUGAAUAUCUGCUACCAUCUGGUUUAUAUGCUAAAAGAGCCAGGCCAUUGAUGAAGCAUCCUUAUGAAAUUUUCCCACCACAAAAAAGUGCUCAGUUCGGAAUGGAUGGACGCCCUUUCCACUGGUUAUUUUAUACAGCAAAGCCCAACUAUUAUAAUAUAAUGUAUGACAUUGUGUGGAAAAUUGAGGCUUUGAAGAAAAAAGAAGAUGAAUCAUAUGCACAAACAACAUUAUUUACAAAACCAAAAGAAAUAAAUUUAAAAAGUAGCGAAUGGAUCGACUUGGAUCGUUUGAAGCAAAUAGUUUUAGAAAAAAUCACUGAUGAAGAUUAUAACAACUUCAUUAAUCUAAUGGAACGUCUGGUCUCUCAGCAAUUUAGUGCCACAGAAGAGGAAUUCAUUUUAAAAUACAGAAAGAAAUAUGAAAACCAGCUUUCACAAAUUCAACUUGAAACCCCUCUUAUUGAUGAAGAUGGUCGCCAGUAUGCAAAAACCGUAGGGAAAAGAAAAUCAUGUCUGACUUCUCUUACGCUGUGGAUUCAAGGCAGUGGAAAGUUUAUAAUCAAUGGUCAAGACUUACUUUACUUUAGAUCUAAAUCAUCAAGAGCACAAUUGCUGUAUCCACUUCAAUUUGUGAAGAAAAUUGGAGAAGUUGAUGUGGAAGCUACUGUAGAAGGUGGUGGCCACACCAGUCAGGCUGGUUCCAUUCGAUAUGCAUUAUCGAAGGCCUUAGCUUCUUUUAUGGACAGUGCAACAGUCGAGAAGAUGAGAUUGGCUGGACUUUUGAUGAGAGAUUUGCGCCGCAAAGAACGUAAAAAGCCUGGUCAACCAAAAGCUAGGAAAAAGAGUACUUGGAAAAAGCGUUGAAAAAAUAAUGAAAGUAUUUGGAUCAAUGCUGUAAAACAGCCAUGUUUUAUUGCUUUCAGAGUGAAUGUAGCUGUAAAAUAAAAGGUUUUAUAUAACAAAAAAUUAAUAUAUAAUAGAAAUAAAUAAGUUUAACGAAAA